Messenger RNA from Aspergillus tanneri, 2490 nucleotides. Its product is annotated as putative sterol glucosyltransferase. Lineage: Eukaryota; Fungi; Ascomycota; Eurotiomycetes; Eurotiales; Aspergillaceae. The coding region runs from base 1 to 2490 and encodes 829 amino acids. The record is from RefSeq and is a predicted model, not a curated record. The transcript is spliced from 6 exons. Gene Ontology annotation, molecular function: UDP-glycosyltransferase activity; hexosyltransferase activity. Gene Ontology annotation, biological process: carbohydrate metabolic process.
AUGGCUGCUUCACAGGGACGCCUUCAGUCUGCAGAGUUGGAUGCCGACUGUAUAUCUGUGGAGACUCUACCUCAGUACGACUUGGUCGCCCCAGAAGGAGCCGACUUCGUCCAAGAUGAUGGUCGGAUUGAGCUGAAUCUCGAUUCACGCGCGUGCAAUGCGGCCCUGAAAUUCAUCCAAUGGCCGUGCGAGGAGGAUCUAGUUCAACCACCUCCAGAGUAUACAGACUCUUUACCCCCUGGGAUUCGGCUUAACAUUGUUAUUCAGGUGGUCGGAAGUCGAGGCGAUGUGCAACCGUUCAUUGCGUUGGGAAACGAACUACAGAAGCACGGCCAUCGCGUGAGGCUAGCAACACAUGAUAUCUUCGACUCCUUCGUCCGAGGAUCAGGUCUGGAGUUUUAUCCUAUUGGUGGAGACCCUGCCGAGUUGAUGGCUUACAUGGUCAGAAACCCUGGACUCAUUCCCAAGAUGAAGAGUCUGAAGGCAGGUGAUAUCCAGCGGAAACGAGCCAUGGUGGCAGAGAUGCUGGAGGGUUGCUGGAAAUCAUGUAUAGAAGAUGAUCCGACUACGCAAGCCCCAUUUGUCGCAGAUGCGAUCAUUGCAAAUCCUCCCAGCUUUGCUCACAUACACUGUGCGCAGGCUUUGGGCAUUCCAUUACACCUGAUGUUCACCAUGCCUUGGAGCCCAACCUCCGCCUAUCCGCAUCCUCUAGCUAAUUUGAAAUACUCCGGGACUAAUUCAAAAUUCGCGAACUCGGUGUCGUAUGGGAUUGUUGAAUGGAUGACAUGGCAGGGCCUUGGAGACGUCAUCAAUGAAUGGAGGGAAACCAUAGACCUUGAGCCUGUUCCUACUGGCGAAGGACCGAAUCUAGCGCAAACGCUCAAAGUACCAUUCACAUACUGCUGGUCGCCCGCACUACUGCCAAAACCUGAAGAUUGGCCGUCAUAUAUUGAUGUGUGCGGCUUCUUUUUCCGUGAUCCACCCAACUAUAACCCCCCUCCUGAACUUGACGCUUUUCUAAAGGAGGGACCACCGCCGGUCUAUAUUGGCUUUGGCAGUAUUGUAAUACACAAUCCACCUCGAAUCACAGCCAUACUUGAGCAAACUGUCCGAUCCCUCGGAGUCCGAGCUAUCAUAUCCCGCGGUUGGAGUAGUCUUGGGGGCCACUCAUCGAGCGACAUUUUUUAUCUAGGAGACUGUCCUCACGAAUGGCUUUUCCAGCACGUUUCUGCUGUUGUACAUCAUGGUGGUGCUGGAACGACAGCAUGUGGCUUGCGAUAUGGAAAGCCUACUGUGAUUGUUCCUUUCUUUGGGGACCAACCAUUCUGGGGCAAUAUGAUUGCAGCAGCGGGUGCUGGCCCAAUACCAAUUCCACAUCGUUCUUUGACCGUGGACAACCUUGCCAGCGCAAUUCAAUACUGUUUCGAACCACAAGUAUUGAAAGCCGCAAAGGAUAUUUGCCGCAGAAUGAUGAAUGAAUCUGGUGUCCAACGAGCGGUUGAAUCUUUCCACCGCAACCUGCCCUCGGAUACAAUGCGAUGUCAGAUUUUUUCUGACCAACCGGCAGUGUGGGCAUACAAGAAAUCUUCUGGAAGGCCUAUCCGCCUCUCUAAAAUGGCCACACAGAUUUUGUUAGACCAUAUGCGGCUUGAGGAGAGGAAUCUACAUUUGUUCGAAGCACGCUCGAUCAUUAUCCAAAAACGCAGAUACGACCCGGUCAGUGGCACGACUUCAGCACUUAUUAAAACGAGUACAAAUUUUUUGAAAGCUACAGCGGACAUGUUCGUCAAGCCGUAUCAGGAGAUGAGCCGAUCGAGCCCGGGCAGGCCUCGAUCGAACAGUGAUCCAGGUGUCCCAACACUGUUGAGAGCUUUCCAAGACACUUCAGCGUCAGAUCACAACUCGAUAGGCCCUGAAACGGAGACAGGUAGUUCGAGAAGAAAUUGGAGCAAAGGUGGUGCAGCAAUAACAGCGUCGGCUAAAAGUCUUGGGCGGUCUAUCGGAGUCUACUACAAAGGCGUAUUGGUGGACAUCCCCCUGGCAACCACAGAAGGUCUACGUGCGAUUCCUCGGUUAUAUGGCGAGGAUGUUAAAGAUUACGCAGUCCGAGACUGGAAGUCCGGCGCAAUUGCAGGAGGGAAGAACUUUACCGAAGGUAUGAAAGAGGGCUUUACCGAUAUUUGGACUCAGUCAUGGAAAGGCGGUGCAGAAGACGGGGCUCUUGGAGUCGCCAAAGGUAUUAUGAAAGGGACAAUCAGUUUUUCGACAAAGGUUCCAUCAGCGGCUUUAGGUCUUCUGGCGUACCCGGCCCAUGGACUUUGUAAGAGCAUACACACAGCUAGGAAAUCGAAAACGCGGAAACAAAUCGUCAAAUCUCGAUACAAAGAAGGAUUGUAUAUAGUCCGACAUAUGGUAAGGCAUGAUCUGGACCGCGGGUCGGUGAUCCAGUCAUUUGAUAUUCUUAAGCGAGAAGCCCAGAGGCGUUCGUGA